This is a messenger RNA of Caretta caretta (loggerhead turtle), 7232 nucleotides long. RefSeq names its product glutamate decarboxylase 1 (gene GAD1). Gene Ontology annotation, biological process: GABA biosynthetic process. Gene Ontology annotation, cellular component: cytoplasm; presynaptic active zone. The record is from RefSeq and is a predicted model, not a curated record. NCBI's taxonomy places the organism in Eukaryota, Metazoa, Chordata, Testudines, Cheloniidae. Gene Ontology annotation, molecular function: glutamate decarboxylase activity; pyridoxal phosphate binding.
CUUCUCUGAAAACAGAGCGUGUUGAGUACGUACUGUAUUACUCAUAGGUUCAGCCUUUCUGGGUGCAUCUUCGUGAUCUGGAUUCAUAAGCGAGCUAUAAAACCCCGAGGCGACCAAAACACCUGCAAAUAAGUCACAUUAGCCUGGGAAGGCAACACUUGGGCGCGUGAUUUCCGACCCAGCAAACUGACCUGGUCGAUCUCCCCCCAGCCUGCCUGCUUGCCUUCCAUAUUGAAGAAGAGGAGGUGGUGGAAGCGGUGUGACUCAUGCCUGCGUCGGAGCAGAUCACCCGGCGAAUCACGCUUUAAAAAAAGCAAAUCCAAGUACUUGUGGAAAAAGGUCAUCGCGAAUUAAAUUCCUAGGCGCGAUUGGUAUUCCGACGUCGUUUCUCGCGGAGUUUAUAAGCGGCGACUCCCUCCCAAGGUUAGAAUCCCCUGGCUUUUUGGACACUUGGAGUAAGGGUGGGUUCGCUCUCCUCCGCGUAAAUUCUUUACUGUCCAUCCACCAGAGAAAUAUUGGAGGAAAAUACGGGACCAAACGACUUUGACUUUCUGAAGUGAUGGCAUCCUCUGCUCCAUCCUCCUCCAACGCCAAUCAGGACUCCAACCCCACUAAUUUACGACCCACAACUUACGACACCUGGUGUGAUGUGGCUCAUGGAUGUACCAGAAAAAUUGGUCUCAAAAUAUGUGGGUUCUUGCAAAGGAACAACAGCCUGGAAGAUAAGAGCCGGAUUGUGAGCUCUCUCAAGGAAAGGCAGUCUUCCAAGAACUUGCUGGCUUGUGAGAACAGCGAGAGGGAAGCCAGGUUCAGGCGGGCCGAGACAGACUUCUCCAAUUUAUUUGCUAGAGAUUUGCUGCCUGCCAAGAAUGGCGAGGAGCAGACCAUGCAGUUCCUGCUGGAGGUGGUUGACAUUCUCCUGAACUACGUGAGGAAGACGUUCGACAGGUCCACCAAAGUCCUGGACUUCCAUCACCCGCACCAGCUGCUGGAAGGGAUGGAGGGCUUCAACCUGGAGCUCUCGGACAACCCCGAAUCCCUGGAGCAGAUCCUGGUGGACUGCAGGGACACGCUGAAGUACGGAGUCAGGACAGGUCAUCCUCGUUUUUUCAACCAGCUCUCCACUGGACUGGAUGUUAUUGGCUUGGCUGGUGAAUGGCUGACCUCAACUGCAAAUACUAACAUGUUUACAUAUGAAAUUGCACCUGUUUUUGUCCUCAUGGAGCAAAUAACGCUUCGAAAGAUGAGAGAGAUUAUUGGAUGGUCAAAUAAAGAUGGUGAUGGAAUAUUCUCACCUGGAGGGGCUAUAUCCAAUAUGUACGGCAUAAUGGCUGCUCGCUACAAGUAUUUCCCUGAAGUCAAAACUAAAGGCAUGGCUGCAGUUCCUAAACUGGUUCUCUUCACUUCGGAACAUAGUCACUACUCAAUAAAGAAAGCUGGGGCUGCACUUGGGUUUGGAACAGAAAAUGUGAUUUUGAUAAAAUGCAAUGAAAGAGGGAAAAUAAUACCAGCUGAUUUGGAAGCCAAAAUUCUGGAAGCUAAGCAAAAGGGACAUAUUCCACUUUAUGUAAAUGCAACCGCAGGAACAACAGUCUACGGGGCCUUUGAUCCAAUAGAGGAGAUUGCAGACAUAUGUGAAAAAUAUAACCUCUGGCUCCAUGUAGAUGCUGCUUGGGGAGGUGGACUGCUAAUGUCCAGGAAGCAUCGUCAUAAACUGAAUGGAAUAGAAAGAGCCAAUUCGGUCACAUGGAAUCCACACAAGAUGAUGGGAGUUUUGUUACAAUGUUCAGCCAUUCUGAUUCGGGAAAAGGGUCUACUUCAGGGUUGCAAUCAGAUGUGUGCCGGAUAUCUGUUCCAGCAAGAUAAACAAUAUGAUAUAUCCUAUGACACUGGAGAUAAAGCAAUACAAUGUGGUCGUCAUGUGGACAUUUUCAAAUUCUGGUUGAUGUGGAAAGCUAAGGGUACAGUAGGAUUUGAAAAUCAGAUCAACAAAUGUCUGGAAUUGUCAGAAUACCUCUAUACUAAAAUUAAAAACAGGGAAGAAUUUGAGAUGGUUUUUGAUGGAGAGCCUGAACACACAAAUGUAUGUUUCUGGUACAUUCCUCAGAGUCUCAGGGGUAUACCAGACUCUGAGGAGAGAAGAGAAAAGCUACACAGGGUGGCACCCAAAAUCAAAGCUCUGAUGAUGGAGUCAGGUACCACAAUGGUUGGAUAUCAGCCACAGGGAGAUAAAGUCAACUUCUUCCGAAUGGUUGUCUCAAACCCAGCGGCAACUAAGUCUGACAUUGACUUCCUCAUUGAAGAAAUAGAAAGAUUGGGGCAGGAUCUGUAAUACUCUUGGCAAACUAUUUAUUCCUGUAGUCCACUGUUUUCCAGCACUGGCUAUUUUUUACCCAGUUCUGCAGAACACCCUUUAAGGAAAUUCCCUUUCUAAAUGUUCCACUCUCCUAAAAAACUCUUAACACAAAAAAAUCUGUAGGUUACUGCAGAGGUGCUGGAACAACUUGUACAGUGGGGGUGCUGAGAGCCAUUGAACCUAACUGUAAACCCAGUAUAUGAUGGAAACCAUUUCAAGCCGGGGGUGCAGUAGCUCACACACCCACCCCAGUACCCCUAGUUCCAGCACCUAUGAGUUACUGAAACAUAUAUGUAUUGGUAGGUCAUUUUAAUGAAGGAGAAUAUAUUAUCUUGAAGUGUAUUAUUGAUCCUUAUUUUAGUCUGUUUAUUAUAUUAUAGCAGGAAACUAAUAAGUAUUAAAAUAGAGAAUUAAGAACUAUGUACAGUAUAUAUAUAUAUAUAUAUAUAUAUAUAUAUAUUAAUGAAUUUAGAACUAAGCCACAGCAUGUUUUCCACUUUAAGAGAACUAACUUUUCUUUCAACAGUUAAUGAUGUGGACAAUGUGCGGCAGAUCAUUCUAACAGAUGCAAAUUGCUGUAAAGAAACAUUUUAAAAAAUGUAGACUCUUAGGAGCUAAGAAAAAUGUUUAACAGUAUUAAACCUUAUUGUUGGUGCUUCUCUCACAUAUAAAAACAAUGGAUCCUAAAAGCACCGCCCAGUAAGAUAGUUGUAUCUCCCGUUUAGUGUCAUAUCAGGGGAUAAUAGUAGCAGAGUCAUUGUAACAGGUAUAUUAUUGAUGUAUUUUUAGAGAUUAAUUUGUGUAGAUUGUGUAUAUUAUUGUUAAAUGACUUUGUGAAAAGGAUUUAAAUGUAACAGUUUUACAGCAAGAUAACUGUUCAAUUCUAAGUAUAUGAAAUAUUUGCUUAUUUAUAUGCAGAGAUUUACCAUGCUAAAGAGUUGUCUUGUAUUUUCUUCCAUUUGUAAUGUAUCCUAUUUAUAUAUUAUUGAAGUUCUAAAUGAUGUUUAUGGUAUUUUAGUGCAUUUGUGAGCCAAAGAGACAAUAAAAAUAUUAGUUGACACUUUCAUUUAAAUAAUAGUACCCUUAAAAUAACAACUUACAGAUAAUUUUACUGAUCAUUAGGAAUUCUAACAUUGUAUAUAGACACUAGUAUAAUUAAAUCCCGUUACUUUAAUAGACUCCUGAGGUCCUUCCAACCCUGAUAUUCUAUGAUUCUAUGACUCUUCACCUUUAUUAAUUGUUAUGUCUGCCUGUACGUCCAGUGUUCUGAAUGCUUUUCUAGUGAAUAUUGGAUAAUAACCAAGGCCCCUGUACUUCUGUUGUAGUUCAGGACCAAUCUCUGUGACUAGUUUAGCUAAAUUCUGUGGCAAGAUUCCUGAAGAAAAUCUGUACCAAAUCUGUGAGAGUGUUAACCAGGUUUAGUAAUGUUUUGCAGAAGGGGAAUUCACUAUGUAUUUUGGAGUUCACAGGAGAGGAAAAGAAAAACUCACCACAGAAUGUUUAAAUACAGCUGGCUUGUCACCAUAAUUUUAACUGAUCAGACGUUUCAAAAUAUAGACACCAGAGCCAUCCGCAGCCCAUUCAGUUUUUAACUAGCUAGGUAACCAGAUCUACAAAGUACAUGGUUUUGUAUUGGCAGACCAGCGAAGUAGUGGAGUCAAAUAAAGGCUCAAUAGUCCUCUGUCUACAGAAUGACUAUUGUGAUGAUAACUGAAAUAUGCUGAUUCAAAAUCUUUUCAAAAUAUGCAGCUAUGGCUAUUGCACAGGAAAGUCUGUAAUAAGCUACUUUUCUUUCAGCUCUGAAAUAAAAUUUAAUUGUAUUAGAAACAUUCUAUUAAAGGAGUGUAAAGAGACACAUUUUGAUUUAAAACUACAGCAAUACUCUGUCCAAAAAGUCCCUCACCCUUUGUGUUGCUUUUUCAUUUAUUUAGAGGGAGUGAGAGACUCACCACCUCGCCGCCCUUCUUUAUGCCAUGUUAACGGGCUGCAGUAGCAUGAAGGGGCCCUAAAAGCCUUGGCUGUAGCCAGAAGAGGAUUCCCUUAGUAUAGGCAAUGCAGAAGACAUAUGUAAGGUUGGCUUAGUAGGCAUGCUGGAGGCAGGGCUGGGGAAGAGAGGAGUGCCAGGGGCAGGGCCACAUCACACAGCACUAAGGAAAUUCCAGACAUCACUGCAGCUCAUAGGACAAUCCAGGGAGUCAGCCAUCAUUUACACAGUCUCCCCUGCCGGUCUUUCCAGCCCCUGGAGCAGCCCAGGAUUGGGAAGGCGCAAAGGUGACCAUGGACCCCUUGGGCUGCAAAUUCUAUGCUGUGCACAGCACAGAGUCUCACCCAUGGUCUUUGGAAUAAAUACCAGUUGGAUAUUCAAAACACCAUGUCUAACCUGUCUCAUAUAGCCAGGAAAGCCUGGGGCAUUUUGACAUUCUGUGGUGACAUGGAAAAAUUGAGAAACCCAUUUCAAGAGUCUAAUGUUGGUGGGCCCAAUCUAACUUGGUCCAGAGGUUCUAAUGCUGAUGUAUAAGCACUCCAUGCUUAGUUUUGUCACCAGGAUUCUUCCAAAAUUUAAGGAGAUGAUUUUUGGGUGGCUAGUCAUUCCCAAGCACUGUUUUCUCUGUCUUUUCCUAGAGACCCAGUAUACCUGUCUCCUCCCUUACCCUCUGUACAAGUUUUUUCUUUAAAUCAAUUUUGUUAUGACCUUAUUGCUUAUUGGAGCUAAGUUCAGGGCUUGUUUCACUCCUGUGGCUCUCUUUUUGCCUCCUAACAGUGACAUACAGAAGAUGAUCCAUACUAUCCACCUCAAAAUCUUAUGACUAUGAAGCCACCCAGUAAUCCCACUAGCACAGUAGUCCCAUCUCCUUAGGGCAAUGUUUUUGCUUCACGCAGCUGGUGCAGAUAGUUGCAGUGGGCCAUGCUUCUACACUCUUGAAUUUUGAUCUUCCAGAAUAAAUAUUCCUGACAUCUUCCCUUCUUUGAUGCUAGCACCUUUGGUAUAAAAGUCAAUGAUAUAAGGUCUGAAUCCUGCUACCAUGGAUAUUGUCAGCAUCAGUGUUGGUUCUGGCUUCAUCCUUUUAAAAUCAAAUGCCAUUCUCUCUAGAUGCAGGCCAUUUCUCAUUAAAUGUCAGAGUUCUCCUACUCACAAGGCUGUUCUCAGGUGCCCAGAAAGGAACUCCUUUCUUAGAAAGGAAAAGGCUGGUUUCAUUUUUGAAGCAUAAACUUAUGGAUGAGAUUUUUUUCCCCUCUGAAUAGUUCACUUUAUUCAAAUACCUGCUACAAAAGAUUGCAGCAUCUCUCUACUCUUCACAGUGUAUGAAAAACAUUAUGACCUAUGAUAGUCAUUGCCAAGACAUCUGACCACCCUUGAAAGGGGAGUCUACUUCUUCCACAUACAUCAGCAACAGCCUCUUGUGGUUUCUUUGACCAAUUUUUAGUUUAGAGUUUAUGACCCCCCCUUCAUUCCCUCACUCAGGGAGUCUCAGUGACAGUACCACUGGAGAGGUAAGAUGCAGUCUUCAUACUUUACACUCUAACUUUAAAAGCUUAACUUUCCGGCCCUAGUCUCCAGAUUAUCACCAUUUUAUAACAAUAAUAUUUGAAGAACUCUAUAUACUUUAGAAACAUGUGUGGAAGCUAAAUAACAGGAUCCCCAUUUUGCAGACUGGAAAAGGACAAAGACUUGUGACUUGUCCAAGGUCAUGCAGCAAGUCCUGAAUGGUACUGGCUGGGAACAGAAUCUCAUUCUCCUGAGUAGUGUGCAAACGGUAAUUUGAUUACAAAUGGCUCCUCUUCCAUUUGGCACAGUGUCUUGCUUUUGUCAGAUCAGAACCACCAGACUGCUCUAGCUACUGCAAAUGAUCGCUUGCAUCUAGAAGAGACAUUUAAUAAUGUAGAUCCUGCUGCAUAUCACAGAAUCAUGUAGUUUAUCUUUGAGGUGGUUCUUGCAGCCAUGAGAGUUAAGUUUAUCUUCAUACCUGAUGUAUGGGAUUUUUCCUUUCUGGUAUCACUGUAUCUUAGUUUUGUGGCAAAUGAUGCCCACAACCAGUUUCUGGUGUCUUCUGGUGAUUGGUGUCGGCCAUUAGGAUAUUUAUCAGUAAUGACUGCCUAUCACCACCAGCACAGGGUCCUUGUUUACCCCAACUCAGAUAGCUGAUUUAACAGAGCCUUAUUUAGGGGAUUGCCAUGGUCAUCAAUGAGACAAAUUCUCUCUAUUUCCCUUCCAGUAGGCAAUCUUCAUCUGAGUAAUAUUCUAACGGCUUCUCAAACAAAGACCUCUUUGGAACUAUCUUGUUCUUAAAUCCACACAGCAAUAUGUGGGGAAGAUCAGAUAGUGUGAAGCCAUGGACGAGGUGACUCAUUCCAAGAAAUACAAUUAUAGAUGAGUAACUCAAUUUUCCUGAUAUAACGAGGAAACUCUGAGGUUGUGAUUUCUUCUUUAAAAUCUUACUGACAAGUGCUGUACUAUUAAGAUGGGUGAAUUCAAAGUACCUUGACAAAUGCCAAAUAGAGGGAAGAUGCCAAACUGGAAAUUGUUGCUUCAGUGUUUACUAGCUGAUGUAUUAGAUUUGGAAAAGGAUAAUCACUGGCCAAAGCAGCUGUUGAUUUUAAGUAGGAAAAGUUCCAGUUUCAGUUGUUAGAACCCGUUUCUGGAGAACACAAGAAGAUUCUACCAUCCAUGGCAGACAGGCAGAACCAGGGUUCUGGAGAAUAGCCCAGAAUUUUAAAAUCAUCAUUUAUUCAGGGCACAACAUGGUUUUUGAAUGGUGACAAAUAAGAGAUUUUUUUAAACAGAAUCUCUGUGUUUCGUGGCUAAAAGAACUGUGAAAUUAUAAAAAUGAUAAGCAAUGCAAUUUAAAUUUUUCAAUAAAAAUUUAUCUUAAAAUUG